GGAGGGGAAGCGAAGCACGACGGGCGGGGAGGGGCGGCCCUGGCGGGGUGCCCCGGCCGGUGGGCGGUGCCGGGCGGUGAGAGGCAGGGGGUGCUUCGCCCGCCCGCCCCGGCCCCCCUCCCCGGGUGUAUAUAGCGGCGGCGCGGGGAAGCUCCUCCGGCCGGCAAGAUGGCGGCCGCCGUCUGCGAGAAGUCCCUGCUGCCGCCGAAGCUGCCGCAGCUGCUGGAGCGGGACCCUUACCUGGCCCCCUUCGAGACGGACUUCCAGCGCAGAUAUUUUCUGUUUUAUAAUCACUUGAAGAACAUUGAGGAAAAUGAAGGUGGCCUUGAUAAGUUUUCCAAGAGUUACAAAACCUUUGGAGUUAACCAACUGGCAGAUGGUGGAAUAUAUUGCAAAGAGUGGGCACCGGGAGCAGAAGCAGUGUUUCUCGCAGGUGACUUCAAUGGCUGGAAUCCAUUUUCUCAUCCGUAUAAGAAGAUGGAAUAUGGGAAGUGGGAGUUAAUCAUUCCACCUGGACAAGAUGGUUGUCCUCUUGUGCCCCAUGGAUCAAGGCUAAAGGUGGUGAUUCGCGCUCAAAAUGGUGAUCUCCUUUAUCGUAUUUCACCUUGGGCAAGAUACGUAGUGCGUGAUGAAGACAAAGUGAAUUACGAUUGGGUGCACUGGAAUCCACCACAGUCAUAUAUACAUAAGCAUCCUUCCCCCAAGAGAUUAAAAAGCCUAAGAAUCUAUGAAUCUCAUGUGGGGAUUGCUUCCCCAGAAGGGAAAGUAGCUUCUUAUAAAAAUUUCACAUACAAUGUACUACCUAGGAUAAAGGAUCUUGGAUAUAACUGUGUCCAGCUGAUGGCUAUUAUGGAACAUGCAUACUAUGCCAGUUUUGGUUAUCAGGUCACAAGCUUCUUCGCAGCAUCAAGCCGUUAUGGAACUCCAGAUGACCUGAAAGAAAUGAUCGAUGUUGCUCACUCAAUGGGCAUCACUGUUCUGCUCGAUGUCGUGCACAGUCAUGCAUCCAAAAACUCUGAAGACGGUCUCAACAAAUUUGAUGGUACGGAUUCUUGUUUCUUCCAUUCCGGUCCUAAAGGAACUCACCAGCUCUGGGACAGCAGGCUCUUUGACUAUGCAAACUGGGAAGUUUUGAGAUUCCUUCUAUCUAAUUUGAGAAUGUGGAUUGAAGACUAUCGCUUUGAUGGAUUCCGGUUUGAUGGUGUUACAUCUAUGUUGUAUCACCAUCAUGGGAUUGGCACAGGAUUCAGUGGAGAUUACAAUGAAUAUUUUGGCCUACAUGUGGAUGAAGAUGCUUUGUGUUACCUAAUGCUGGCCAACCACAUGAUUAAAUUCUUGCAUCCAGAAUGCAUAACCAUAGCAGAGGAUGUUUCUGGAAUGCCAGCUCUUUGUCGUCCUGUUGCAGAGGGAGGAGGGGGUUUUGAUUAUCGACUAGCCAUGGCUAUUCCAGAUAAGUGGAUACAGAUAAUUAAGGAGCUGAAAGAUGAAGACUGGAAUAUGGGCAAUAUUGUGCAUACAUUAACAAACAGACGGUAUGAAGAAAAAUACAUUGCAUAUGCAGAGAGUCACGACCAGGCACUCGUUGGUGAUAAGACAUUGGCGUUUCGACUGAUGGAUGCAGAGAUGUAUACAAACAUGAGUGUGCUCUCACCCCUUACUGCAGUUAUUGAUCGUGGAAUACAGCUUCAUAAAAUGAUUCGUCUCAUUACUCAUGCACUUGGAGGAGAGAGCUAUCUGAACUUCAUGGGUAAUGAAUUUGGACAUCCAGAAUGGCUUGACUUCCCCAGAAUAGGGAACAAUGAGAGCUACCACUAUGCCAGAAGACAGUUUAAUCUUACUGAGGAUCAUCUUCUUCGCUAUAGAUUCCUAAAUGCAUUUGAUAGAGAUAUGAAUAAAUUGGAGGAAAGGUUUGGAUGGCUUGCAUCUCCCCCGGCCUAUGUGAGUGAAAAACAUGAAGCCAACAAAGUCAUAGCAUUUGAGAGAGCUGGUCUCCUAUUUGUUUUCAACUUCCAUCCCUAUCAAAGUUACGUGGACUACAGAGUGGGUAUUGCAGAUCCAGGAAAGUAUAAAAUCCUUCUGGAUUCUGAUGAUGGAGAAUAUGGAGGGCAUCAAAGGCUGGACCACAGUACAGAGUACUUCUCUGAAGAAUAUCCUCAUAAUUAUCGACCUAAUUCACUUAUGGUGUACAUUCCAAGCAGAGUGGCUAUCGUGCUUCAGAAUGUGGAUGUCCCAAAAGGAAGCUCUCUGUAACUGUCACUGAAGAAGCAAGUCUUAGAAGAAGUGCUGAUAUCCUGGGCUUGCACUAAGCAUAACAAAACUUUC
This is a messenger RNA of Pezoporus occidentalis (night parrot), 2322 nucleotides long. It is a transcript of the gene GBE1, whose product is annotated as 1,4-alpha-glucan branching enzyme 1. Gene Ontology annotation, molecular function: hydrolase activity, hydrolyzing O-glycosyl compounds; 1,4-alpha-glucan branching enzyme activity; cation binding. The transcript is spliced from 16 exons. Gene Ontology annotation, biological process: glycogen biosynthetic process. Gene Ontology annotation, cellular component: cytoplasm. Lineage: Eukaryota; Metazoa; Chordata; Aves; Psittaciformes; Psittacidae. The record is from RefSeq and is a predicted model, not a curated record. The coding region runs from base 169 to 2250 and encodes 693 amino acids.